UUUUUUACAUCAAACACAUGGAAUUAUCUACAACACACUCUCAUAGAUCGACAUGCUAACUACGCCUGGACAAUUCAAAAUGAUGAUCUUCAUUGCAAAUGAGGGAAACCACAAGGUUGAAAAGCAAACCAACCACAAAAACAACCCAAACCCAGAACAGGGUAUAAGUGUUGUGUCCUGUUAAAAGUUGCAGGGUGAAACUAACCUCAGGGCAUUAUAGGGUCAUGUGGUGGAUCAAUCACUUCAAACUGGAGCCCUACUUUGCCACAGCAGUGAAAUAGUGUCAGCUACACUGCACAGUGGGGUCUCGUCUGUCUUCAGGGGAUGACAGUUGAGCCCCAUUGUCCCGCUAAUAAAUCUGCUCUUUUUAUAAUGGCUUCACACUAAAGCACAUGAGACAAGGACCCUGACAAACAUAAUUAUCCUAAUAAUGUGACAGAAGAUGGGGGAUUGGAACUUAUUAGGGAGUAUCUUAGAAGAGGUCCACAUCCAUUCCACCAUUGUGGGGAAGAUCUGGCUCACCAUCCUCUUCAUUUUCCGGAUGCUUGUGCUCGGUGUCGCGGCCGAGGACGUCUGGGAUGACGAGCAGAGCGAGUUUGUUUGCAACACGGAGCAACCAGGCUGCAAGAAUGUCUGCUACGACCAGGCCUUCCCCAUCUCCCUCAUCCGCUACUGGGUCCUUCAGAUCAUCUUCGUGUCCUCUCCGUCUCUGGUCUACAUGGGUCAUGCCUUAUACCGUCUGAGGACCCUUGAGAAAGAGAGGCACAAGAAAAAAGCCUGUCUGAAAGCCGAGCUGGAGGGGACAGACCCCAUCCAGGAGGACCAUAGAAGAAUUGAGCGAGAGCUCAGGAAACUAGAUGAACAGAAGAAGGUAAGGAAGGCUCCCCUCAGAGGCUCCUUGCUGCGUACAUAUGUUUUCCAUAUCUUGACUAGAUCUGUGGUGGAGGUGGGUUUCAUUAUAGGUCAGUGUGCUCUGUACGGCAUCAGGCUUUCUCCUCUCUACAAAUGUGAGAGGUUACCUUGCCCCAACAGUAUUGAUUGUUUUGUGUCACGACCAACAGAGAAGAACAUCUUCAUGGUCUUCAUGCUGGUGAUCGCUGGAGUUUCUUUAUUUCUCAACCUCCUGGAGAUUUUCCACCUGGGGGUGAAGAAGAUCAAACAAAGCUUGUACGGAUACAAAUAUGGAGACGAUGACAGUGUGUACAGGUCAAAGAAAAACUCCAUGGUGCAGCAGGUUUGCGUGCUCACCAACUCCUCACCACAGAGGUUGAUGCAGCUCACACAUAUGACCUGCUCUAUUGUGCCUGAUAAUCAAGGGGAAACUCCGCCUUUGAAUUUGCCCCCGAUGGCCCCUCAGAAUCAGGAGCAGUCCAAUAGUUCCAAUCAGCAGCCUGCACAGAGCCACGCUGACAUCCAGGGUCUGCAGCAGCUGGGGGCUGUGGACCGACGCUACACUCUGGAGAGCAGGAAACCCUCAUGCAGCAGCGAUGAGUCAAACGGACCGCACGGCUCAGGCCAACCGCAGUACGCGGGACCUCGACCCACGCUGAUGGCCGGCCACAUGGAGAUCCCAGCAGCCCUGAAGAACCCGCAGAGGAAGCAAAGCAGAGUCAGUAUUUGUAAGGAGCUCAGUGACAUGAGUGAUUCUCCCGAGAGCGACCACUACCCCACAGCCAGAAAGUGCAGUUUUAUGUCCAGAGGAAUGUCAGAGGGAAUGCUGGCCACUCCAUUUGACAGUGCCGACUCUCAGAGUGGGACAGACAACGAGGCCCAGCACCUCAACCAGGGAGAGAGUCCAGUGAUGACCCCGCCGCCUCCAGCCGGUGGGAGGAGGAUGUCCAUGAGUAUGAUUCUGGAGCUGUCUUCAAUCAUGAAAAAGUAAACUGAAGAUGACUGUUUUGGGACCAAGCCAGAGACAUAAGUUAUAAUGGGACUGAAGGAUCCUGAUCGCAAAGCAAAUCUAAUCCUGUCUCUCAACUGCAACUUUAUGCUUUCACAGUUUAUACAGUAUGUAUUGUGCAUGAACAAAAGCUUCAGUUAAAUAUGUCAACACGUCAUUCCACAGACAAAAGAUGCUUAAUAAUUUGCUUCAGGUUCUGUACCAAUGAUAUCUCCAGCAUCUUUUAUACUGACAGUUUGAAAUUUUUACUUGCGCUUUAGGGUUGAAUUGUGUUUUUUUUUUUUUUUUUUUUUUGACACCACAAAUCAAAUAUGAUUCAAAAUUACAUUUGGCUCAAAGCACAUGUGACUGCUCAUAAAAUGAGUGAAAUAUAUUUGACAGAAGAUUGUAAUUAAAGAUUGUGGAAUUGGCAACCACAAAAACCAGUGUAUAUGGUUUAUCAUACAGAAAGAGCUGUAGAAAAAAGGAUCUUCAAAUUCAAAGUUUCGUUUUGACAGAGUAGCCUAAUAUUGUUUAUGAAUAUAUCUGACCAACUUAAGAUGUUGUUGCAAAUAUUUCUAUUUCUGUUGUUGUUGUUUUUUUUUUUUUCUAUUAAACCCUUUUUCCUCUUCAGCAGGACUGAA
Molecule: messenger RNA, 2523 nt
Organism: Seriola aureovittata
Lineage: Eukaryota; Metazoa; Chordata; Actinopteri; Carangiformes; Carangidae
Gene: gja10b
Product: gap junction protein alpha 10 b
Exons: 4
Coding region: 443-1882 (479 amino acids)
Biological process (GO): cell communication
Cellular component (GO): connexin complex
Source: RefSeq, a predicted model, not a curated record